Messenger RNA from Varanus komodoensis (Komodo dragon), 1037 nucleotides. RefSeq names its product olfactory receptor 10P1-like. NCBI's taxonomy places the organism in Eukaryota, Metazoa, Chordata, Lepidosauria, Squamata, Varanidae. The record is from RefSeq and is a predicted model, not a curated record. Bases 1 to 969 code for a protein of 322 amino acids. Gene Ontology annotation, biological process: G protein-coupled receptor signaling pathway. Gene Ontology annotation, cellular component: membrane. The transcript has a single exon. Gene Ontology annotation, molecular function: G protein-coupled receptor activity; olfactory receptor activity.
AUGUCUCCAGGAACCUAUCUGAAUGAAAUAAAAAAAGAGGGCAACCUGUCCUGCUUGACUGAAAUUGUACUUUUGGGCUUCUCAGAUGUCCAGAACAUGUGGAUCCUUCUGUUCUGGCUGGUGCUAAUGUUCUACUUGGUGACAUUGAGUGGGAACAGCAUCCUAUUGAUCCUCACUGUGGCCAAUCCUUGCCUUCACACGCCAAUGUACUUCUUUCUCUGCAACUUGUCUUUCUUGGAAAUUGGCUACACUUCAACCAUCAUCCCUAAGAUGCUACAACAUUUAUGGAUGGAGAAUCAAGCCAUCUCAUUUGGGGGCUGUGGGGUUCAGAUGUACUUCUUCAUUCUCUUUGGCAUCACAGAGUGCUGCCUUCUUUGUGUCAUGGCAUAUGACCGGUACAUUGCCAUAUGCAAACCCCUGCAAUAUGCUUUCCUUAUGAGCCUCAGAGAAUGUGCCCAACUGGCUGCCAUCUCAUGGGCCAUUGGUAUUUUGGUGGCCUUUGGGCAGUCUAUUUCAAUAUUCACUCUCCCCUUCUGUGGGCCUAAUGAAAUCAGCCAUUUCUUCUGUGAUGUUCUCCCUGUUUUAAGACUGGCCACUACCAACACCUUCAAGAAUGAAGUGGCAGUUGCCACAGUAACAGUCUUCUUCAUCCUGGUUCCCUUUUUGCUCAUCCUCUUAUCCUACAUCUUCAUCAUCUCCAGCAUUCUCAUCAUGCCUUCGGCCCAGAACAGACACAAAGCAUUCUCCACCUGUUCUUCCCAUCUCAUUGUCGUCUCCCUUUUCUAUGGAACAGUAACUUUCACCUACAUUCGACCCAAAUCAGUUUAUUCCCUGGACAGUGACAGGAUUCUUUCCCUCCUCUACACAGUGGUGACUCCAGCAUUUAACCCAAUAAUUUACAGCCUGAGGAAUAAAGAGAUAAAAGCUGCUUUCAGGAAAUCAAUAGAACGAAAACAAGGCUUCAUCUAGCUCUAUCAAGCACACCUAUCUCAGCUAUCACCUUUCCCACCAGCUCUCUCUCUCACUUUCACAAAUAC